Molecule: messenger RNA, 3510 nt
Organism: Solanum dulcamara
Lineage: Eukaryota; Viridiplantae; Streptophyta; Magnoliopsida; Solanales; Solanaceae
Product: protein transport protein SEC23 A
Exons: 7
Coding region: 493-3120 (875 amino acids)
Biological process (GO): intracellular protein transport; endoplasmic reticulum to Golgi vesicle-mediated transport; COPII-coated vesicle cargo loading
Cellular component (GO): COPII vesicle coat; endoplasmic reticulum exit site
Molecular function (GO): zinc ion binding; GTPase activator activity
Source: RefSeq, a predicted model, not a curated record
GUUUCUCUCUUCGGUGCGGCAUGGCAGAGAAGCAGCGAGCCACGUGUGAAAAGGGUCACCGAUGCAUUCGUAUCACCAGCCAAUCACUACAAGCCUCGCUGCCACCUAGGACAUAAACAUUAUAAUUUGCUUAACAUUUGUAAUUGAAUAUCCCCACGCGCACUGAACGACGCGCCAUCUGUAACUCCUCAUAGGUGAAAAGUGCUCGCUCACAGAGAGAGAGAGAGAGAGAGCGGCUGCCGGUUACUUUCCCCGUCUUUGGGGAACGCUCAAACAAAUCACUUUCAGGCUUGAUCUUCGCUUUACUGGGACCAAAAUCUCUGCAUCAAUUCAUCAUCAGAUUUGAAGGCGUCAUCUGGGUAAAUCCCGACUUGGGUGCGAGAAAUUCUGAACCUCCGGGGAGAUCUUGGAUGUGGCUACGGAGGGUUUGUUUCUUGGGUUGAUUUUUAUCUUGUUUGAAAUCUUUGGGAAGCUUCUUUUUAUGCCAUUUUGAUGGCGAAGCGACCUGAAUCAUCAAUUGGAUUCUCUGUCACCAUUCCACCUCCUCAGCAAGGCACUCAGUCACCUAGACCCGACACUGUAUUUAGUCCUCCUCCUUUCCCAUCAUCAUCAGUAGGUCCUAUAUUUCCUCCACCAAUUGUACAACCAAAUCAGAUUCCUUCUCCGUCGAUCAAGACUCCCAAUUUACCAUCACCUGCUAAUGGAGUUAGAACUGGAAGCCCUGCUCCUCAUCUAAGCACUCCACCUGGUCCUCCUGUGUUUUCUUCGCCGCUACAACCUGCUGCAGUGCCAUUCAGAACUUCUCCAGCUACCCCUCAGCCUGUUGCCUAUUCAUCUGCUUCAUCUCUGCCCACAUCAUCACCUCCCCAGUUUUCAAAUGGGUCUGUUGAGCUGCAUCACCAAAUUUCUGAUGUUACCGAAGAUUGGACACCUGCUGCGGAAUCUCCGAAUGUUCUAUUCUCGGCUCACAAGGUAUUGAAGCAGAAAAAACUUGCAAAUAUCCUUAGUCUAGGUUUUGGCGCAUUAGUUUCCUCAGGAAGGGAGAUGUCACCUGGUCCGCAAAUGAUACAACGUGAUCCCCAUCGUUGCCAUAAUUGUGGCGCAUAUGCAAAUCUUUAUUGCAACAUUUUACCUGGUUCAGGUCAGUGGCAGUGUGUAAUAUGUCGUAAUCUCAACGGAAGUGAAGGGGACUAUGUAGCUUCCAACAAAGAAGAACUGCGCAAUGUGCCAGAACUAUCACUACCUUCAGUUGAUUAUGUCCAGACAGGGAACAAGAGGCCUGGUUUCUUUCCAGUGUCUGAUUCCAGAGUGUCAGCACCCGUUGUCCUUGUAAUAGACGAGUGCUUAGAUGAACCUCAUCUCCAACAUUUUCAGAGCUCUUUGCAUGCAUUUGUGGAUUCAUUGCCUCCAACAACAAGACUCGGGAUUGUCACGUAUGGCAGCACAGUCUCUGUAUAUGAUUUUUCUGAAGAAUCGAUUGCAUCCGCUGAUGUAUUACCUGGUAACAAAUCACCAGACCAGGAGUCGUUGAAGUCAUUGAUUUAUGGGACUGGGAUAUACUUGUCUCCUAUGCACGCAUCUCUUCCUGUCGCACACUCAAUUUUCUCAUCAUUGAGGCCAUACAAACUGGAUAUUCCAGAAGCUUCUAGAGACCGUUGCCUGGGUACAGCAGUUGAAGUUGCUUCGGCAAUUAUUCAAGGUCCAUCGGCGGAAAUGUCACAGGGUGUUGUUAAAAGGCCUGGCGGAAACAGCAGAAUUAUUGUUUGUGCUGGUGGACCAAAUACAUGUGGCCCUGGAUCGGUUCCUCAUUCUUUCUCGCAUCCGAACUAUGCUCAUAUGGAGAAAAUUGCAUUGAAGUGGAUGGAAACCCUAGGUCGUGAGGCAUUCAGGAAGAACACAGUUAUUGACAUAUUAUGUGCAGGUACAUGUCCAGUAAGAGUGCCUGUCCUGCAACCUCUUGCCAAAGCCUCGGGGGGUGUACUUAUUCUCCAUGAUGACUUUGGAGAGGCUUUUGGUGUGAACUUGCAGAGAGCAUCUGGGAGGGCUGCAGGUUCACAUGGUUUACUUGAGGUCCGCUGUUCUGAGGAUAUUUUUGUUAGUCAAGUUAUAGGCCCUGGUGAAGAGGCACAUGUGGACAGCAACGAAACGUUUAAAAAUGAUGAUGCUCUUGUCAUUCAAAUGCUAAGCAUCGAAGAAACACAGAGUUUUGCAUUAUCAAUGGAAACCAAGAGAGACAUUAAGCGCGAUUUUGUGUAUUUCCAGUUUGCAUUUAAGUUUUCUGAUGUCUACCAAUUGGAUAUCACCAGAGUCAUCUCUGUUAGAUUGCCUACUGUGGACAGUGUUUCAUCAUAUCUUCAAAGUGUUCAAGAUGAAGUCGCUGCUGUUCUUAUUGCCAAGAGGACACUUUUGAGAGCUAAGAAUGCCAAUGAUGCACUUGAUAUGCGAGCCAUGGUUGAUGAAAGAAUCAAAGAUAUUACAAGCAAGUUUGGUUCUCAAAUGCCCAAAUCAAAGCUCUAUCAGUUCCCGAGGGAGGUCUCGUUGUUGCCCGAAGUCUUAUUCCAUCUUAGAAGGGGGCCACUUCUAGGAAACAUUCUUGGUCAUGAAGACGAGAGAUCUGUGUUGCGGAACUUGUUUCUGAAUGCAGCAUUUGAUUUGUCCCUCCGAAUGGUGGCUCCUCGCUGUCUGAUGCAUAGACAAGGUGGCACUUUUGAGGAACUACCUGCUUAUGACCUUGCUAUGCAAUCUGAUGCAGCAGUUGUUCUUGAUCAUGGAACUGAUGUCUUCAUUUGGUUGGGUGCGGAACUUGAUGCUCAGGAGGGAAAAGGUGCAGCAGCAUUGGCAGCUUGCAGAACUUUAGCUGAAGAGCUCACGGAAAUGCGGUUUCCAGCUCCUCGGAUUCUUGCAUUCAAGGAAGGAAGUUCUCAGGCUCGAUAUUUUGUUUCCCGACUGAUACCGGCACACAAGGACCCUCCUUAUGAACAGGAAGCAAGAUUCCCACAGCUUCGGACUUUGACUGCAGAACAGAGAACGAACUUGAAAAGCAGCUUCCUUUACUUUGACGAUCCCAGCUUCUGUGAAUGGAUGCGGAGUUUGAAAGUUUUGCCACCUGAACCAAGUUGAAGACCCUAAUAGAACGUUUAUUGGCAAAUCUUCAAUGAGCAAGUCCUGAGAGUUGCAUUUGGAUGUACCAUCGGGUCCAAUGGCGUAAGCACACAUAGUUGGGUCAUGGGUGACAGAGCCUCUAUCUCUCAACUUUCUGCUGAUUCCUGGUUAUCAUGCCAGGAAAUGAACUCUUCCAUUGUGAUCCCUUUCUGUAUGGAGUCUAAUAGACUGAAUUCUUUUGAAAUAAAAAUUCGCUAUUCUACCUAUCCCUCCUACCUUGUGAUAUUUUUUUUACAUUUUAGGGAAAGCCAAAGGGAUCUGCAAUUUUUGAGUGAUUUGUAAGGACGUAAAACAAGUUUGCAAUUUGGUUAGCAGUUUAGUAUAUAGUUGAUGUUAUGAAUUGGUUAA